AUGGCGUCCAUUAAAUGCAAGUUAAGCCGUGAAUUUGCCGUUGGCAAGACUCGUUUAUCAAGCCAAGGUUAUACAGAAUAUCAAAUUGAAUAUCAGGUUGAAAAUCAGAGUGAUGAAGGCCAACUUAUGCAGAAGAGUAAAUGGUGCCGAUUUAGAGAGAUUAAAAAGCUACAUCGCGACUUACAAACUUUGUAUACACAAAUUGCCACCAAAGACUCCGGAAGCUUCCCUAAAUUUCCUCGUGGCUCUUAUUUUGGUCGUUUUGAUGAAGAAACGAUCAACAGUCGGCUUAUAGCAAUACGAAACCUUUUGUUAUUUUGUAGCAAGAUUGAUUAUCUAUAUGGAAGUGUACAUUUUCAACAAUUUUUUAUGGAGGAUUUUGAUAAUGAAUAUACACAAAGUCAAAAUAUUAGCCCUUCCAGUAGUAGUAGCGAUGUUAAACCACUAAAUGAUGAUUCUGAUUAUCAGGAUGAUCAUUUAGAUGGACAUGGUAAUAAAAGAGACAGCAAAAUGUCGGAUAUAUCCAUAGCAAGUACUACUGAUAAUGAUGGUGAUGAAGGUCCGUUAGACACCUCUCAGCAACGUAAUCCCCUAGGUGGUGUUUGGUUACAUAAAAGAGAUGAUGACAUAGAAAGCUCAGACGAAGAAAGCAAUUCUAUUCCCCAUGAAAAGAAACUUACCGACGACUUGAAUAGACUCACCAUUGAUGAAGAUUUCUCGCUAAUAGAUGAAACCGCUAUAAAGGUAACCGGUAUCCACACCUUAGACCAGGAGAAAAAUUUAAUUGAUUUUGGAGCCGACAAUGAUAAAAAACUUAGCGAUUGCAUUCAACCAGCGGACAACUCCGUAGAUAGUAGUGAUAUCCAAGAUGAUGUGGAUAAAGAAGCAGAAGAUAUAUCUGUAAAUGAUUUAGUAAAUGAAUUAUUAGCCAUCGAUGUACCGACUCAUCUUAACCAUUCCGAAAACUUACUACCAAGCGAUAUGAACACUAUUAACGAAAGCCGAGAGAAGCCGAUCGACAAUGGCGUAGUUGAUGAACAUUCUGCACAAUCAACCCUUUUAUUCGAUCCUUUGGAGAUAUCUAAGGCCACUGAAGACAUCAGUAGUAUCCCCAAGGAUGAUCCUUUUGCGUUAUUUUAUGAUUUGAAGCGUGACAAAAAGCCUAACAUAAGUGUUGAUCCUGUCGAUGAGGAUGCAAAAGACCCCUUGCCUGAACCAAAAAGAGAUACCUUACCAAACUCAGAGACUGUACUAAAUUCAACAAAUAAUGGCCAAAGUGAAAUCCAAACCGAAAGUCAUUCACCAAGUCAAUUGGAAGAAUCAAGUAAAAAAUUUGAGGAAGUAGACUAUAUAUAUGACGCAGCAAAAUUUAUUGUCCAGGCUGUGCGAGAAGAGUCCAAUUGUAAUUAUAGUGAAAGUUUCACCUUAUACAAAGAAGGUAUAAGAUCCUUACUAGCUGGAGUUCAGACUGACAGUGACUCUAAACGUCGUGAUGGUGUUAAGAGGAAAAUUGAAUUUUACAUUUCUCAUAUUGAGAAAAUGUACAUUUCACAGUUAGCUGGUAGCGAAGGAAAAGAUUUGCAUGGAAAUCAAGAACUUCCAUCAUCCGUUCCUACUUGUAUGAAUUUAAGAUUAGAGCUUAAAGAUUUUAAAGUUAUUGGUGUAAUCAAUAAGGUUCUCCUAGCGCAGCAUUUUACUACCGAAGAAGUAUUUGUAGUCAAGGUUCUCCACAAAGGUCCAAAAAUUCAUACUAAGAAGGGAAAAAAGCUACUGACACCAGUGGAGAGAGCGAGAAUGAGAUCUAAUAGUAUCAUGAAAUCGAUGGGUUGUCCAUUUAUGGUAAAGUUAUAUCGCUGGUUUGAAACAGCUACUAGCUUAUUUUUGCUAAUUGAACACGUUCCAAUGGGAUGUCUAUAUAACUCAAUCAGCAAUUAUUUACGUCUUGAAGAAGAAGAAAGUUUAUGGCGUAUUCGUCGGUCUAAUAAGGAUACUCAUAAUUUGAUUGGUGCUAACCAAUAUACUCAAGAAAAGGAUCAAGUUUUAGAAACAGUUCAUGAUGAAGGUCUACCUCAAACCUCAGAAAUUGAAGAUUCUGUAGCGGAUGAAUCAGAAGAAACAGAAGAGAGUGAAAGAACACGUUCAUCGACCGCUACGCGUAUAUUUGCAAUGUUAGACAAUUUGGAAAGCAAUCCCAGAAAGAAAUUACCGGAAUCCUAUAUUCAAAUUUGGAUAUCCGAAAUUAUUUCAGCUCUCUCAUAUCUGCAUUCAAUUAAUAUAAUUUGGAAGGAUUUUGGACCACAAAAUAUCUUGUUAGACGCGAAUGGUCACGUUAAAAUAACAUUUUACGGAGAAUGGGAAGAAGUCACUCAAACUAUAGCUCCUGAGAAUAUUAAAAGAUUAUAUUGUGCCCCUGAAAUAGGUAGUAUUACCCCUCCAACUCCUGCAUCAGAUUGGUGGAGUGUAGGUGCUAUAAUGUAUGAAAUGUUAACUGGCCGAAGUUUGUACCAUUCAUUUCCACGUGGUCUACAUACUCAUACUGAGAUACAUCUGCCAGGUCAUGUUUCUGCUGAUGCUCAAUCCUUGGUAAAAGAGCUAUUACAAAUCAAUCCACAUCAAAGAAUCGGUGGUGGACGUAAUGGUGCAGAAGAAUUGCGAUCUCAUUCAUUUUUUAAUGGCGUCACUUGGCAGUGA
Trichoplax adhaerens is the source of this 2691-nucleotide messenger RNA. RefSeq lists its product as uncharacterized. The coding region runs from base 1 to 2691 and encodes 896 amino acids. Gene Ontology annotation, biological process: protein phosphorylation. The transcript has 17 exons. The record is from RefSeq and is a predicted model, not a curated record. NCBI's taxonomy places the organism in Eukaryota, Metazoa, Placozoa, Uniplacotomia, Trichoplacea, Trichoplacidae. Gene Ontology annotation, molecular function: ATP binding; phosphatidylinositol binding; protein kinase activity.